GGCGGGCUCCAUUACGACAGCGAGCCUCGGAAAAAGAGCGUGAACAUGACGGAGUGCGUGCCGGUGCCCAGCUCGGAGCACGUCGCGGAGAUCGUGGGCAGGCAAGGUUGUAAAAUCAAAGCUCUGCGGGCGAAGACCAACACCUACAUCAAGACCCCGGUGCGCGGGGAGGAGCCGCUCUUUGUUGUGACGGGCAGAAAGGAAGAUGUGGCCAUGGCCCGCAGGGAGAUCAUCUCGGCGGCCGAGCACUUCUCCAUGAUCCGAGCUUCGAGGAACAAGAACACGGCCUUGAAUGGCACCGCCCGGCCCCCCAACCUGCCUGGCCAAACCACCAUCCAGGUGCGGGUGCCUUAUCGUGUGGUGGGCUUGGUCGUGGGGCCCAAAGGGGCCACGAUUAAGCGCAUCCAGCAGCAGACGCACACCUACAUUGUGACGCCCAGCCGGGAUAAGGAGCCGGUCUUCGAGGUGACGGGCAUGCCCGAGAACGUGGACCGGGCACGGGAGGAGAUUGAGGCGCACAUCGCCAUGCGAACCGGCGGCAUCAUCGAGCUGACGGACGAGAAUGACUUCCACGCCAACGGCACGGAUGUUGGCUUUGAGCUGAAUGGCACGGGCAGCCUGUGGAGCAAGCCCACGCCGCCCAGCAUCACACCUACCCCGGGCCGCAAACCCUUCUGCAACUACCGCAACGACAGCUCCAGCUCGCUGGGCAGCGCGUCCACCGACUCCUACUUCGGGGGUGGCACGGGGGGCGGCGGGGCCCGCCUGGCCGACUACAGCCCCCCCAGCCCGGCACUCAGCUUCACCCACAACGGCAACAACAACAACAACAGUGCCAACGGCUACGUCUACGGCGGAGGCGGUGGGGACGUGCUCUCCUCCCCAGACUGCUGCUCCGAGCUGCCCUUCGACUCGCCACCUGGCUUCGACCUGGCACCCGCCCCGCCGCCCGGGGCUGCCCUCCUCUGG
Messenger RNA from Meleagris gallopavo (turkey), 969 nucleotides. RefSeq names its product mex-3 RNA binding family member B (gene MEX3B). The record is from RefSeq and is a predicted model, not a curated record. Gene Ontology annotation, molecular function: RNA binding. Lineage: Eukaryota; Metazoa; Chordata; Aves; Galliformes; Phasianidae.